Messenger RNA from Onychomys torridus (southern grasshopper mouse), 1795 nucleotides. It is a transcript of the gene Prph, whose product is annotated as peripherin. Gene Ontology annotation, molecular function: structural molecule activity. The record is from RefSeq and is a predicted model, not a curated record. The transcript has 9 exons. The coding region runs from base 68 to 1492 and encodes 474 amino acids. Gene Ontology annotation, cellular component: type III intermediate filament; axon; plasma membrane. Lineage: Eukaryota; Metazoa; Chordata; Mammalia; Rodentia; Cricetidae.
GGCUAUAAAGCUGCCCCGCAUCGGUCUGCGGCUCCUUCCCGCCCGGCCUAGCUGUGCCAAGCGCCGAAUGCCAUCCUCCGCCACCAUGAGCCAUCACUCGUCGGGGCUCCGGUCCAGCAUCAGCUCCACCUCGUACCGCCGGACCUUCGGGCCGCCGCCCUCCCUGUCCCCCGGGGCUUACUCCUACUCAUCCAGCUCUCGCUUCUCCAGCAGCCGCCUGCUGGGCUCGGCCUCCCCGAGCUCCUCGGCGCGCCUGGGCAGCUUCCGUGCCCCUCGGGCGGGGGCCCUGCGCUUGCCCUCGGAGCGCCUCGACUUCUCCAUGGCCGAGGCCCUCAACCAGGAGUUCCUGGCCACGCGGAGCAACGAGAAGCAGGAGCUCCAGGAGCUCAACGACCGCUUCGCCAACUUCAUCGAGAAGGUGCGCUUCCUGGAGCAGCAGAACGCAGCCCUGCGCGGCGAGCUGAGCCAAGCCCGGGGCCAGGAGCCGGCGCGCGCCGACCAGCUGUGCCAGCAGGAGCUGCGGGAGCUGCGGCGCGAACUGGAGCUGCUGGGCCGGGAGCGCGACCGGGUGCAGGUGGAGCGCGACGCGCUGGCGGAGGACCUGGCGGCGCUCAAGCAGAGGUUAGAAGAAGAAUCUCGUAAGCGGGAGGACGCGGAGCACAACCUGGUGCUCUUCCGUAAGGAUGUGGACGACGCCACCCUGUCCCGCCUAGAACUAGAGCGCAAGAUUGAGUCUCUGAUGGAUGAAAUUGAGUUCCUCAAGAAGCUACACGAAGAGGAGCUUCGGGACCUGCAGGUGAGCAUGGAGAGCCAGCAGGUGCAGCAGGUGGAGGUGGAGGCGACAGUGAAGCCAGAGCUGACGGCUGCGCUGAGGGACAUCCGUAUGCAGUAUGAGAACAUCGCGGCGAAGAACCUGCAGGAGGCAGAGGAGUGGUAUAAAUCCAAAUACGCUGACCUGUCCGACGCCGCCAACCGCAACCACGAGGCCCUACGCCAAGCCAAGCAGGAGAUGAACGAGUCCCGACGUCAGAUCCAGAGCCUGACGUGCGAGGUGGACGGGCUGCGAGGCACGAACGAGGCGCUGCUCAGACAGCUGCGGGAGCUGGAGGAGCAGUUCGCCCUGGAGGCUGGAGGGUACCAAGCAGGCGCUGCGCGGCUGGAGGAAGAGCUUCGACAGCUGAAGGAAGAGAUGGCCCGGCACCUGCGAGAGUACCAGGAGCUCCUCAAUGUCAAGAUGGCCCUGGAUAUCGAGAUCGCCACCUACAGGAAGCUGCUGGAAGGAGAGGAGAGCCGGAUCUCAGUGCCGGUGCAUUCCUUUGCCUCCCUAAGUUUAAAGACGACCGUGCCUGAGGUGGAAGCUCCCCAGGACAGCCACAGCCGGAAGAUGGUUCUGAUCAGGACUAUUGAGACCCGGGAUGGGGAGCAGGUGGUGACGGAAUCCCAGAAGGAACAGCACAGUGAACUGGACAAGUCUUCUAUCCACAGCUACUGAGCCCUCAUCGGAGCUCGGACCCUGACCCAAGCCUACUCUAUAGCUCCAGCCCUAACUCUAGUGCUCAUCCAGCCCCUGUCUGCAUGCGGCAUGAUCCCCUCCCAGCCAAGCUGCAGCCUGACAGCGUGGCUGGGCCUCUCCCUGCCCUGACACAUAGAUGUGACCCAUAGUUUUCCUGCCCUUGUAAGAGGCAGAUGAAGAAACCAGGACAGCAGAUCUGUUCAAGGAUGGUCCCAUGGCCAGUGGAGUGGGCCAGUGAGUCUCACUCUGAAUCAAAUAAAACUGCUACUGAGAGACACUCCU